Molecule: messenger RNA, 5111 nt
Organism: Medicago truncatula (barrel medic)
Lineage: Eukaryota; Viridiplantae; Streptophyta; Magnoliopsida; Fabales; Fabaceae
Product: putative disease resistance protein RGA1
Exons: 7
Coding region: 193-3156 (987 amino acids)
Molecular function (GO): ADP binding
Source: RefSeq, a predicted model, not a curated record
CCUUGCAAGCAAGUUGCAUAAAUUUGUGGUUUACGUGUGAAUGUUUGCUCAUAAUUAUUGAGCACCUGCUUGUUGAUUUGCUGCUCUCAUUGCAUUUAUUCUCAAAGGUCUCCUGCUUAGUUAAGCACUCAUUCCAUCGAAACAAAUUUCUCAUCUUUUCUUAUCUUUUCAACUCUUUUGUUUUCACAAAAAAUGGCUAACGCUUUGCUCGGAGUUGUGUUUGAAAAUUUGAUGUCUCUCCUUCAAAAUGAAUUUUCUACCAUUUCUGGUAUCAAGUCAAAGGCUGAAAAACUAUCAACCACCUUAGAUUUGAUCAAGGCUGUUCUUGAAGAUGCUGAAAAGAAACAAGUCACAGACCGCUCUAUUAAGGUAUGGCUACAACAACUCAAAGAUGUUGUUUAUGUGCUCGAUGAUAUCCUUGAUGAGUGCUCGAUCAAGUCUGGUCAACUUAGAGGAUCAAUCUCUUUUAAACCAAAUAACAUCAUGUUUCGCCUUGAGAUCGGCAACAGGUUGAAAGAGAUUACAAGGAGAUUGGAUGAUAUUGCUGAUAGUAAGAACAAGUUUUUUCUACGGGAGGGUACUAUUGUUAAGGAAAGCUCAAAUGAAGUAGCUGAAUGGCGUCAAACCAGCUCCAUUAUUGUUGAACCAAAAGUAUUUGGACGAGAAGAUGAUAAAGAAAAGAUUGUUGAGUUUCUUCUCACCCAAGCGAGGGACUCUGACUUCCUUUCCGUCUAUCCCAUUGUUGGUUUAGGUGGUAUUGGAAAAACAACUCUCGUUCAAUUGGUCUACAAUGAUGUUAGGGUGAGUGGCAAUUUUGACAAAAAUAUUUGGGUUUGUGUUUCUGAGACUUUCUCUGUCAAGAGGAUUUGUUGUUCCAUUAUAGAAUCUAUCACAAGAGAGAAGUGUGCUGACUUCGAAUUAGAUGUAAUGGAAAGAAAGGUGCAAGAAGUGCUGCAAGGUAAAAAAUAUUUGCUCGUUUUGGAUGAUCUGUGGAACAAAACCCAACAAUUGGAAUCUGGACUAACACAUGAUAAGUGGAAUCAUUUGAAGUCUGUGUUGUCGUGUGGAUCAAAAGGUAGUUCCAUUUUAGUGUCCACCCGUGAUAAAGUUGUUGCAACAAUCGUGGGAACAUGCCAAGCUCACUCUUUGUCUGGUAUCUCUGAUAGUGAAUGUUGGUUGUUGUUCAAAGAAUAUGCAUUUGGAUAUUACAGAGAAGAGCAUACAAAGCUUAUGGAAAUAGGAAAGGAGAUUGUAAAGAAAUGUAAUGGAUUGCCUCUUGCAGCAAAAGCAUUGGGAGGUUUGAUGAGCUCAAGGAAUGAAGAAAAGGAAUGGCUUGAUAUUAAGGACAGUGAGCUUUGGGCUUUAUCGCAAGAAAAUUCUAUUUUGCUUGCUUUGAGGUUGAGUUACUUUUAUUUAACACCAACCCUAAAGCAAUGUUUCUCUUUUUGCGCUAUAUUUCCCAAGGAUAGAAAAAUCCUGAAAGAAGAAUUGAUUCAACUUUGGAUGGCUAAUGAAUUUAUUUCAUCUAUGGGUAAUUUGGACGUUGAAGAUGUUGGAAACAUGGUUUGGAAGGAAUUGUACCAAAAAUCAUUCUUUCAAGAUGGCAAGAUGGAUGAAUAUUCUGGAGACAUUUCUUUCAAGAUGCAUGAUCUUGUCCAUGAUCUCGCUCAAUCAAUAAUGGGGCAAGAAUGUAUGCAUUUGGAGAACAAAAACAUGACCAGUUUGUCAAAAAGCACACACCACAUUGUUGUUGACUACAAAGUGUUAUCCUUUGAUGAAAAUGCUUUCAAAAAAGUUGAAUCCUUGAGAACAUUGUUGAGUUAUUCUUACCAAAAAAAACAUGAUAACUUCCCAGCAUAUCUUUCUCUCCGGGUUUUAUGCGCAUCCUUUAUCCGGAUGCCAUCACUGGGGAGUUUAAUUCAUUUAAGGUAUUUGGGACUUCGUUUUCUUGACAUAAAAAAGUUGCCUGACUCAAUUUACAAUCUAAAAAAGCUGGAAAUCUUGAAAAUAAAAUACUGUGAUAAACUUAGCUGGCUUCCGAAACGCUUGGCUUGUUUACAAAAUCUUAGACAUAUAGUCAUUGAAGAAUGUCGAUCUUUGUCUAGUAUGUUUCCUAACAUUGGAAAAUUAACUUGUUUAAGAACAUUAAGUGUGUACAUUGUUAGUUUAGAGAAAGGGAAUAGUUUGACAGAGUUACGUGAUCUAAAACUCGGUGGAAAACUGAGUAUCGAAGGAUUAAACAAUGUUGGCAGUUUAUCUGAAGCUGAAGCGGCUAAUUUGAUGGGUAAAAAAGACCUUCAUCAAUUAUGCUUGUCAUGGAUAUCGCAACAGGAAUCUAUAAUUAGUGCUGAGCAAGUACUCGAAGAGCUUCAACCUCACUCAAAUCUCAAAUGCUUGACAAUAAAUUACUAUGAAGGAUUAUCGUUACCAAGUUGGAUAAUUAUUCUUAGUAAUUUAAUUUCUCUUAAACUUGAGGAUUGCAACAAGAUUGUGCGGCUUCCGUUACUUGGUAAACUACCAUCUCUAAAAAAACUGGAAUUAUCUUAUAUGGAUAAUCUGAAAUACUUGGAUGAUGAUGAAUCUCAGGAUGGUAUGGAGGUGAGGAUUUUCCCAUCUCUGGAGGAACUCGUAUUAUAUAAGUUACCAAACAUAGAGGGUUUAUUGAAAGUUGAAAGAGGGGAGAUGUUUCCUUGUCUUUCUAGUUUGGAUAUUUGGAAAUGCCCUAAAAUUGGACUGCCAUGUCUUCCAUCUCUUAAAGACCUCGUUGCCGAUCCAUGUAACAAUGAGUUACUGAGGUCAAUCUCUACCUUUUGUGGUCUUACUCAGCUUGCCCUAAGUGACGGUGAAGGAAUAACAUCCUUCCCAGAGGGGAUGUUCAAAAACCUUACUUCUCUUCUAUCUCUGUUUGUAUAUUGUUUCUCUCAAUUGGAGUCCUUACCAGAGCAAAAUUGGGAAGGUCUUCAAUCCCUUCGAAUUUUAAGGAUUUGGAAUUGUGAAGGAUUGCGAUGCUUGCCGGAGGGUAUUCGACACCUCACUUCACUUGAGCUUCUGGCAAUUGAGGGUUGCCCAACAUUAGAGGAACGAUGCAAAGAGGGAACAGGGGAGGAUUGGGACAAGAUAGCUCAUAUUCCAAUAAUACAGUUUACCGAGGAUUAAGAAGCAGAGACGUUUACCCUUAUCUGCCACAAUCAACAUCGCAAAAAUCAAUUUUACUUGAAGAGAUCCAGAGUACAUGAAAGAUAUUUUACUGUUCAUCCUAAGAAGGAUAAAUGUUCUAAUUCAGGAUUGCCUUCAACACACAAGGGAUUAACCGUAACAAACGUACCUAAUGAUGAAGAGAACGUCUUUUGGAGUGGAGGAGGUGACAACGAGUCCGGUGGUGGUAUCGAGGAUUGCGAUUUUGAUAGUGAGGGCGUGGGUCAGAGCUGCGUGCCCAUUAGCAACUCUGAUCAUCAAGAACAAAGAUCAUGGCAAAGGAUGCAAUUACUUUGUUGGAUAAGGUUGGAAAAAGGCUCAUGUUUCUGGGCACUAAAUGGGAUUUAUGAUAGCAGCAGUGGUUCCUGAUAGAGUCCUCUACUUGGCUUUGCUAAAUGUAAAGGGUGGAGGUUUUCAAUGUUUUCCAAAGGUAUAUGUCCCUUUUAUAGUUCUAUCUUCUAUGAAAUGUUUUGAUUUGAUUUUACGACACUGUGUUUAGAGCAUUGAUGACGCAAUUUUUGUAAGACGUUAACUACAUUAAUGAUUGCUAGCCAAGCUUUUUUUAAUUAGAACCUUGGUUCAGGGCGAGUUGAUUAAUAAGUAUAAUUUCUUAGUACUGAUUUUAGGUGAUCCUUUAGGGUAAAUUUAGUUGAGAAUUUCCUUUUCUAUAGUUUCGAGUCAGAAUUUUGGUAAGACUUUUGUAGCACUGAAAUUUAGAUGUUUGAGUGCUUAAAUGUAUAAACAUAAUGUUUAGUUUUGGGAAGAUAAUUUUCUAAGUAAGGUUCAUGGCUUCGUUUCGAUGAUUGACUGCAAUUUCGAUGAUAUUCACUUCAAGUACAUUGAAGUAGCUUCUAAAACUGGACAAAUUAAGGAGUAGAGUGUGUGACUUGGAAUCAAAGUUUUAUUGAGAAGACAAAGAACAUUAUAAUGAAGGUCAAGCUUCCAGAUCCACAUUUUGUCUGUACUAUCAACAUGAUUUGUUGCUUUGAAAGCCAGAAAAUGCUACUAUAGUAGUAGAGAGGUUGUUAGAUGAAUGCCAUGAAGAAUGUGAGAAGAGAAAUCAAUUGCUUUCUCACAAGCCACCUAUAUUAUGAUUCUCGUGGUGUUGGUAAAUAUCGUGAGAAUUGGGUUCCUGUAUUUGCCAUUGUUUCUUACGAAAGGAUGCAAUGUGAUGUUGAGCUUAAUGUUAGCAAUAAAAAGUAAAAACUCAUUGUUCAAGCUACAAGCUAGGUGUAAAUACAUCUAUUCUUUAGAAAGGUGCCAUUGCAUUUCAUAAUGCGAAUUUGAGACACCAAUGUUAUUUCAUUAUGUUUGUGUUAGAUAUGUUGUGGAAUGAAUGGAUGUUGCUGACCUCUGCAAGAAGCUCCCACAUUCUGAUUAAGAGUUUUGAAGGCAGUUGGUUGAUCAAGUUAAGCCCACAACGCCGCCAAAAAGCAAGAGCCCUGUGCAGUUUUCCGCUGCAAUGAAAGUUUGUAUGAUUCUGAACUUCCCCAAGAGUUGAUUGAGGUCCUCCAAAAUGCUGCACAAUUCUGCUUUUAGUUGAAACUUCAAUCUGUCAUUUUUGCUGAUACUGCAUUAACGGCAGAUCCUUCAAGGGUCGUGUAAAAAAAAAAACUGUGAUGCUUCUGCUGGCAACCAAAACAAACAGUUGACAAACAUGGGAAUGAAGUUUUUUUCGUCUGCCUUGAGGAUGAAGAGAUCUACUUAGCUAAGAUUUGUAGUCUGAAUGUUAUUAUUCAUUGAUCUAGUUCCCUCUUCUUCAUAAAGUAUUUUGAUAUAAAUAUUUACCACUCAUAUUUCAAUUUACUUACAUGCAAUUUAAUGAGCUUUGUUAUUGUGAAAUGUAGAACAUUGAAAUAUAAGUAAAUGUAACAAGGAGCAGAUAGUUUGUUGAUUAAAACAAGUAUAUAUUGUUA